GGCAGUGUAGUGUUGAAGAAACAAUAUGGGCAUUCCACAUGUACUGGCCAUACCUUAUCCAGCACAAGGUCAUGUACUUCCCCUAAUGGAACUUGCCUUGUGCCUAGUCAAGAGUAGUAUCAAGGUUACAUUUGUGAACACGGAAUUUGAUCACAAACGAGUCAUUGAAUCAUUAUCAGGUGAAGGAAAUGUACCAGAUAUGAUGCAUCUGGUAUCUAUCCCAGAUGGCCUGGAAUCCUGGGAAGAUAGAAAUGACCUGGGGAAGUUAACAAAGACAAUUUUUCGUGUUAUGCCUGCAAAGUUGGAGGCUCUAAUGGAGAAGAUAAAUGAAUCUGAAACUGAGAAAAUCACAUGCCUUAUUACUGAUGAGAGCAUGGGUUGGGCACUGGAGAUCGCGAAGAAAAUGGGAGUCAAGGCUGUGGCCUUCUGGCCUGCAGCAGCAGCUGUAUUGGCUCUGGAACUCAAUAUUCCAAAGUUCAUUGAUGAUGGAAUCAUAGACAGCUCUGAAAGUGUCUUGAAGAAGCAGAUGGUUCAGUUAUCACCUACCAUAUGAGCUAUGGACUCUGCACACUUUGUUUGGGCCUGUAUUGGUGAUCCGACCACACAGGGAAUUAUUUUUGAUGUUAUAUUAAAAAAUAUCAGAACACUAAAAUUGGCUGAUUGGAUUAUCUGCAACUCAAGUAAUGAG
Molecule: messenger RNA, 688 nt
Organism: Coffea arabica (coffee)
Lineage: Eukaryota; Viridiplantae; Streptophyta; Magnoliopsida; Gentianales; Rubiaceae
Source: RefSeq, a predicted model, not a curated record